CUAUCUGUGCCUUUUCUUGUUUUUUCUGUGUCACUUUCAAAAUGUCGGAAAUGUGAAUUGAUUUGUGUUUAUCAACAUUGAUCGAUUUUCCUAGAAUAGAAAACUAAACAUAUUUAAGCUUAAAAUACUCACUAUUAACAUUUACUUUCAAAUUAUUAACUGUUUAAAUUUUUGUGUUAUAUGCCUAAUAUAAUUCAUUUCAUUUGAUUAUAUUAUCUACGACACAUUUUAUGAUACCAUCUAUUUUUUUAAAUCGAUUGUGACUGUGGAAAAGUCAUAUAAUUAAUGUAGUAAUUAUUUACAAUUUACUGUCGAGACAUUAAAAAUCAAAAUAGUAAACCGCAUCGUAAUCUUGGUUACGGAAUAAGUAGUAAAGUGAAAAAUCAAUAGGACCUGCAUUAGGGGCUGUUGCUAGGUUUUUCACGUUGUGCAGUAAACAUUCAAUUUGAAUGUAGAAUGAUAUCAGCGUAAUAAUAUUAUGGAGGGUAUUUUAUCACAACGAAUGACUCCCAUAAUAAAAUGUAUUGUUUUGUUUCUGUUCAUAUUUACCGCGAAAGUACUUACUUCCCGGCCUCAAGAAUCCCACGACUCGAGAAACGGCAUUCACCAAUUGAAACCUUCUCAUUACGUCCGAACGUUCACUAAAUAUCAUCACAGAAGGACAAUACAAUGGAAUAACAAUCAUGAUUUCAAUUACUGGCCAACACAAGAUCACGUCAAAACAGUAGGAAAAAGAAGUUUGGACAUUCCAAAUACAAGUGAUUUUAUCAGUCACUACUGGCCACAAAAAAAGAUAUUUAUCGAUGAAACUUCUAAAAUAGAAUCUUGGCCGGUUGAACAUCAAAAAGUACUGAGAAAAAGAAGUGUAGACGUUCCAAUUUCGAACAUUUUAAGUGAUUCAGAAAACUGGCCAAAUGCAGAAAAAAAGAGUUUAAAACUUUUGAGUUCCAGUGAGUUUGUUGGCGAUUCUGCUGAUGUGUCCAAUUUAAAUGAGUUUUCUUCUAACUCUAUGGCUAUAGUUGGUUCGUUUGAUAAAACUGCCAUAAGUUCAAGUAAAGAUAAUUACAGUAACAAGAAUGGUUUAUCGAAUGAGGUGAAAAAGACUAAAGUAAAAGCGGCUAUUGUAAUAACAGACCCUCCAGUGACCGUUGGACCUUCCAUAUCUUGUUUGUUUAAGAUACGCAGUGUUUCCAAAAGUGUCACUCCGUCAUAUACUGAUGAAAGGAAUGCUCAGCCCAUGGUGGAAAAUGAUAGUUAUGUAAAUGGCCCAAUAUCGGAGACUACACUCCCCAAUGGCGACACAGUGCAAGUGGAGCAGUGUAUGCACCCGCGGCCCUCCUGCUACACUCUAUGGUAUAGGGGCCAAGAAGGGAACAUCACUAUACUGGGGCAAGGUUGUUGGCAUUCGUCUCAGAUGCAAGGCAAGAACUCCUGUGACAAAUGUACACCGGUCAACGGCCUCAUGCCCGGCUCCAAGUUCUGCUGCUGCACCAAGAGCUUCUGUAAUGCUGAUUUCUUGUCGCUCAAGGAGGAAACGGUGACUAUGAAGGCAGAAUCCACAAUGGAUACGGUCCAACACCCAAACUACUCCAACGUGGCGGCCUCAGGGAUCCUGGUACUGGUGGCCCUCCUCGUCAUGGGGGUCGUUCUCAACAAGUACUGCAGACGAGUGCAGUUGGAGAAACACGAGUUGAGCGACGGGAUGGAUGUCGAGAAAGGAGAUGUAAUGGGCACUGGUCCGGACGCUCUGGCUACUGGGUUGCUUUGUGUGGACAACUUGACUCUUAUUGAGCACAUAGGACAAGGCAAGUUCGGCUCUGUGUGGCGAGGCAGCCUCGGCUCCUCACCGGUGGCGGUGAAGCUUUACUCUAAUGCCAACGCGUGGCAGAGAGAGGCAGCGAUAUACGCGCUGCCGCAUCUAGCUCACCCCAACAUACUUCGGUACUACGGCCGCGAGAGCCGCGCGCGGUCGCGGCUGGUGGUGCUGGAGCUGUGCGCGGGCCCGCUGCGCCGCCGCCUGCAGCGCGCGCCGCUCUCCUGGGCCGAGUUCGCUGCGCUCGCGCACGGGCUGGCCGCCGCGCUCGCGCACCUGCACACGCCUACGCCGACAAAACCGUGCGUAGUUCACCGCGAUGUCAACAGCAACAAUGUGCUGAUCUCCUUCGAUGGUCAGGCUCGCCUGGCGGACUUGGGUCUUGCCCAGGUUUUGCACCCCAGAAGGGACCGCGCUACACCCAGUAGAAUUACCGAGGCGGGUACGCUGCGCUACCUGUCGCCGGAGGCGCUGGAGGUCGCUCUGGACCUGUGCGGCGCUCGUGCUGCCCUCUGCGCCGUGGACGUGUUCGCGCUCGCGCUCGUGCUGUGGGAGAUGCUGUGGCGCACGGCGGGUGCACACCGCGGGCCGCCGCCGCCCUACCGCGCGCCCUACGACACGCUCGGCCUGCCGCCCGCGCCCACGCUGCACCAGCUGCAGAGUCUAGUAUCCCGCAAUAAAGCGCGUCCGCCGCUGCCGCGCGGACCGGUGCCCGAAGCGAGAGCUCUCAAAAUCGCCACCGACACGUGCGACGAAUGCUGGGAUCACGACGCAGAAGCCAGGUUGACGGCCGUGUGCGUGGAAGAGCGUAUGGCUGAGUUGAAGCAGAUGCUACAAACUCAGGGGCCCGUCAUACACGACAACAAUUUGCAUCCGCAUCCGCCAGAUGCAAGCAAUCCCCACCCGGAACCAGACAAGAACUCCAACUGUACAACAAGCCAGCCGAACCAGCAAUCCUGUGACGUCACCACCCCCCUACUAUACCCCCAACCACACAUCGGCCGCAACGCGUGCAUAGAACGCAACACGCACACAAACACACAGACACACACCGUCGAGCUCAUACAUAAAAGCCUCAAAGACAUCACCGCUCCGGUAGAUGGCUUUAGGGUGCAGAACGUCGAAGAAAACUGCUUGUCUGUAGCCAGAACGAAUCCGAGACAAAUACAGGAGAAUUCUGAACGGCUAAACGAGAUCAGGUCCUACCAGAGGCCGCUGGAUUAUGUUCAAAAUGACGUCAGCUCCCACGAAGACAGAGGUCCCAAGCAAACGAAUCUACUCCAAGAUGUCAAAGUGGAAAAACCCAAGUGGGGCAUCAGAAAGUUCUUCGAACGACUCAACAAGAACAACAAACUCGAGACAGAAGUAAAAUUAGUACCUGAAUCGUGUGCCGUACAGAACGGUAAGGUCAAAACGUCCCUAAUCGACAAACCUAGCAACAUAAACUUUGAUAGACCAUCCAAUUUGACCUUGAGCCAGGACAAUUACAAUUUCGAGGAACCGUGUACACUGUCGCCACCCAACAGAACACUGUCCCCAACAAUGAUGCUCGAAUCUGAAUUGAACAGAGAAAACAAAGUAUUCGGCUUCAAAGAAAUACCAAUCGAAAACGACAAUAAGGCUCCGAACCAGAUAUUUGCCGUCAUAGUUCCUAAAGCGAAACCCUCAGAUUUCACCGACAUUCGCAGCAAGUCUAGAGGAAGUUCAGAAAGUAUCAACAAGUUUAGAUCAUCAACGUCCUCGCAAUCCAUAUUCAAGUCGGCAAACUCAGAGUCCGAGGACUCCACAGUGAAGAAACGGCUGAGUUGUGAUAACAAAAUUAUCACCAACUCAAAUAGCGGUAGCUCUUCCAGGGCUAGUAUUAAUCUGGAAUUGCAAUAUAUAAAUACUCAAGCCGAUUACAACCAUAGUCCAUUCGAUAUGAACUCAGAAUGUUCUAGCAGCGAAGACGAGCACCUCAUGCUAUUAUCCGAGAACGGAGGCUCGAAAAUAACCAUGCAAACGGUAAAAUUGGAGCCGGACAAGAAGAAAUACCAGAACGAAGUGCUAAAGGAGUCGAGUCAAGUGACUGACUUUGGUUUCAACAAAUACCAAAAUAAGUACACAAAUUUCGAAAACGAAUUCAGCGAUCCAAACGAUAAGGAGAACCUAGUGAACGGAUACAGCGGUGACAACCCUGUAUACUUGGCUGCUCUGAACGGGGAAAUUGACACGUCAGAACUCAAGUUUUUGGGUACAGACGUGGAAAAGAGCCCGAAGUCUCCGAAGCCUUCAUUGAAGAAUUUGUCUAUAAAACGGCAGCAUUCUUUGGAGCAGGUGAGUGAGAUAUUCUCCUCGUCGUGCGAUGUGACCCUUCAGAACCCAGCUGGGAGGGUGAACCCCGGGGACCUUCCAGCGGCAGUGCGGAAGGCGAGGAGGGACCGCGCUCUUCAAAAAGGUAGGGCCAGUGAAUGUAAUAGGUUAAGUUUGUAUGACGAUAGAAUGAUGUUUGGAAACAGCUUGUGAAUUAUGUUUGUAUGAAUUAAAAUAUGUAUGUGAAGGUAGUCUUGAGUGCAUUAGCAAAAUUAAAUUUUUAAAAAGGUUAUUACACCUUCUUUAAAAAAAUAAUCAUUUAGUAACAGUUGGCUACAGCUUUGCACGUGUAUUGUGUUUACCCUUGAAUUUGAAAUUUUACAAAAUCCAUCCUUAGUGGCUGCUUAAGUUAUAAAAUAAACUUAAGUUCCAAAUUUCAGCUUUCUAGACUUAAUAGUUUUGGUAUUUCUUGUGUGGGUAUAGUCAAUCCCAGUUUUGCAUGCACCAAGGCUGUCAUACACUCUGCAAUCCCAGUGGAAUAUGUACAAAAUACGAAUGUACAAUUUAAUUUGAAAUAAGAACUAUUUUAUUCUUAAUUUGAAAAUUUUCUUUUCUAAUUGUAAAAUAUGUGUUUUCAACCAGUGUCUUAAUUGAUAUUAGAUGAUAUAAAUUGUUCAAACGAAGGACAAAAAUCUUUAAUUUUUUUUUUAUCGAUAGGAUAUUUUCUUAUUGUAUUAAAAUCAAUUAAAGAAUUUAUGUGUGCAUGUAGGAAAGUCGUUAGAUUUUAAAUUGUGACAAAUAUGGUAUUGAAAAGUAUAUUAUUUCUUAAUGUUAACUUAUGUGGUGUCCCACACAAGCGAUUAAAUGUAAUACUAAUAAUAUAGCUGAGCUAUUUAAAAAUAUAUAAACACUAUUAUUGUAUAUAACAACUAACAUAUUGUAAUGAUAUAUAUAUAUAUAUAUAUAUAUAAGAAUCUCUUUACUUACCUACAUUCCUCGUUCCGCGAACAAAUUGACAAACAUUAUAGUUUUAAUGUUAAUAUAAUAAAUACUAAGUUGUAAUUUUAUUAAAAUACUAUUGUUAUGUAAUAACUACACUGAGUCAUACUACUUUCUUGUGUUGUCUUUUCUCGUGUGUACAUUUUGGGAUUGUUCAAUUACUUGCACAGUUGAUGGGAGGGUUACACUAAUAUUUUGGCUAUAUUAUGUUUCAGUAGGACUUAAAAUAUAAAACGAUUAUUAUAUCGAAUGAAUAAAAAUCGAUUUGUGUAUAGCAUAAAAUAGCGCAACGAUGUCGUUGUAUCGCUUAUUAUAUUAAAGCGCCGAGGUGGGACAUCUACUAGCUAUGCUAGCGACCUCUGUGGCGCAAUAGUGCAAACUGACAUGAAAUAUUCAUGGAAUAGCGACAUCUGUUUUUAUUUUUGGUUAGUUGGUUUAAAUAAUUGUUACAAAAUGCCACUUCAAACAUUUGUUUUAUGAAACAAGAGUCAUUAUUAUUGCAUUUAGAUGUAAUUAUAUAUUAUUACUAAUGUGAGAGUACUAAUUAGUUUAAAUAUUAGGAAUGGACAAUAUAUGCCAAUAUCUAUAUAUUGUAGUUAUAAUAUCUAUAUAUCGGAGUAUUAGCCCAUCGUGAUGAAUUGGAAUUCACUUGGAAUUCAGCACGAUAGUUUCCAGAGGGGACCACGUGGAGGUCGACCUGUUUGGGUAUAUUACCAGCAAUGCGACCCAUAAUUUCCAUUAUUAACAAUCCUUAAAAAACCGCAUGUGCAUUAGCGUGCACAAACGUACAGACAAACAGAAAAAUUCUAAAAAUCAUUGUUUUGGAUACUAUUGCGCUCAUGAAGGCCCCCUAUAAUAGUUUUUCUUAUAUAUCUUCCAUGUACAGACAGCGACCAGUUACGAUUUUAUUGUAUAUAUUGAAUAAACCAGUAUAUAAAUAUAGUAACUGAAAUAUAUAUAUAUUGCUAUAUAUUACCCAUACCUAGUAUCAUAUCCAUGUACAAUAUAUGGAUUUAUUUUGUAUAGCUCACACCAUUUAAUGUGUAUUCCCUUAAAUUCAUUAUAUAAAACGAUCAUUGAUAUUCGUAUAUCGAUACAGUCGAAUAAGUAUAUGUGUUUUAAAUUAGGAAUUAAAAAAAAAUUGUUUAUGCUGCGUACAGGUAACUAAGAACAAGGAAUUACAUAGAAGGAAUGUUAAAAUAAAAACUGUAAAUAAUAUAGUUGCUUCCUUUUUUCUUAUGCAGAUAUAAUUAGUAAAAAGAGGACGAAAGAUACACCGUCAGUUGCAGAUUUCUCAGUUCAAAGCAGACUAGUGUAUGGAUGUUAUACGGCCGUAUAACCCUACCAAAUUCAGAUACAACCCGCUUGCAUACUUUCUACAUAAUCUGUGUCGAAUAUAUAAUCUAGUAAUGUAAAAUUUGUCAUUGACAAAUAAUUGACAUAUCAAACAUUUUCUAUACACUAGCCUGCUAUGAAUUGAGAAAAAUAGCAACUGAUGUUGUAUCUUUCGUCCUCUUUUUACUAAUUAUGUCUGAUUAAGAAGAAAAGAGACAACCAUAUGAUUUAUAGUUUUUAUUGUAUCAUUCCUUCUAUGUAAUUCCUUGUUCUUAGACAGGUAGUAAGGUAAAUAUCUAUCUUCUCAAGUAAAUAUAAAUGUACAGUAUUUUAAAUUGCGUCUAAUAUUAGAAAUGUGAAAGUGAGUUCGUUUGUUACCUCAUAGCGCCUAAACGGUUUAACCAAUUACUAUGUAAUUUAGUAUAUACGUACUUUAUGGGAUAAAGUACGUACUAAAAAUACCAAAAGACUACAGCAUGGGGUUCUUCUAAAGAGAGUGAAGAGGUUUCUGCAGAGUCGGCGACGCUUGCGUAAUACCCCUGGUAUUGCAGGCGUUCAUAGGCUACGGUAACAAGCUGACGGCCCACCUGAUGGAAAGUGGUAACCGUCGCCUAUAGACAUGAGCAGUACCAUGGACAUAACAGAGUAUACUGUUUCGCCCAUGAUACCCCUCAUGCGUUGCCAUUCCUGAGGACUCGAGUGUUAUUCCUCUGUACCCAGUAAAUUCACGCCAUAUCCCACCCUUCACACCGAAACACAGCCAUGCAAACACAACUGCUUCACGGUUGAAACACGAAUGGGACAGAGGUGCCCAAGUAAUCAACUUUUGUACAAAGUCUCCCUCUGGUCCGACCGGACCGGACCGGAGACAAUGGUGCAGCUGCUUAUCAGCGACAACACUUUUGUCUCCGGUCACCGCUGUCUGACAUCAUAAGCCUAUGCCUCUGAUCUGCCCACUCUCUACUUUGAUAUCAUUCGUUAACUGUUCAUUACUAAGCAUACGGCUCGCCUUAGGAGUUCUGCCAAUAGUUGCCACGCUUGGAGACGGGUUGGCAACCACAGUGAGUCUUUGAUGGUGUUUUAAGAUGGACGCUGCUGCCUAUCCCUCGAGCAUUCAUCAUUUCAGCCAUUAUCCGUCCACUGCUGGACAUAGAUCUCCCCCAUAGACUGCCAUAAGGAACGGUCCUGAGCCACCUGCAUCCACUGACUUCCCCCCUCGACUAUUAGUUAUUUAUUAUUGGAUUUAAGCCUCAAACUCGUGUGCAUGACAGGGAUAAAUGGUAUACUGUGUCCCCCUCCAUCCCAUAUAGAACGUGCAUACCAAAUUGCAUGGUGAUUGGAUGAGGCGUUAAGGCGCUAUAAGGGAAGAAACAACCUCACCUUCACCUUUAUAAUAACAGUAAGGACUUUCUCAUGUAAAUUACUUUUUUGUCAAAACUCUGCUAUUUCUUAAUUCUCUUCAUACAAGGCAAUAGCACAGUCUAGAGAACAGCGGGUCUACCAUGAAAUGAAAUUCCGAAAUUCCGGACUCAAUUUCGUGUUUUUGUUUAUACCAAAAUGGGAUCAAUAAAUGGAGUUUAAUAUUUCGUUUAUCAUACAUCCUAUCAUAAAAGUCCAAAGGAACAAUAUUUUAACAUUUUUAAUAUUUCCAAACGGCAUGUAUUAUGUAAUUUAAACAUCAAAUUUGUGUUUCGUUUGGCUCCGAAAUUUCGAAAAAAAAAAAACCUUAUGGUAGGCCCUCUGUUCUACCGAUCGUCCAACAAACAUCUAGAAUUCUAGACGGAGCAGUACGUACCAAAUUGUUAUAUCAUCGUUCGGGACGUACCCCUCACCAGGGCCAUCUUUCACCUAUUAGAGGCCCUGGAUACAUUGGGAUAAUGGGGCCCCUAUGACCAUAGUAUUAAAGCAUAGGUUAUCGUUUGAUUAUGGAGUAGGCACUAGACUAGGGGGCCCCAAUCCAUCCCAGGGCCCCGGCACGUGCCCAGUUUGCCCAGUAGAAAGAGGGGCCUGCCCCCCACUGGUUGUUUUAUACCCUGUACGCAGUAUUAUUACCUCAGACGCGUUUUAUUGCUGUUUUUACACGAUUGCCCAAAAAAAAGGAGUGUAGUGUUUUCAGAGUUUAAUUAUAUAUGUUUAUGGGUUUUCUUUUAUUUCGCCAUAACUUCUAAACGUCUGAAUCGUUUAGGAUGUAUGAGAUACCAUUAAAGUCGCUGGUUAUUUGAUUAAGAUUAUUUUGUUUAAUUCCGCCACCAUUAGUAUGCGUGUAACUGCCAACACUCGAAGAUUGACCACCAUUAUUACUACCAGAAGUUCCACAACCUUCCAUAUUAGCUAUCAAUCUCCGACUGCCAUUUCGUCCACGCGCGUUUUGCGACGCGUGUUUCACCUGUAAACGAGGCAUCUUCAGGCAAAUUAUUAGAUCGCUAUUCAAAGCCUUGUUAAAUGUUAACCUUUCGGCGUCCAAAUUGUAAAACCGUUAGAAUGCAUACAUCGUAAUUUUUAAAGAGUUCUUUUUUUGGCGGGGCAAUCGUGUUUAUUAAUUUGCGGAGCAAAAUGUCCUUGUUAUUGUCGAUAAAUCGAUGUCUUGUUUAAAGACGUUUAAUAUAGUUUAUUGUGUUUUAAAAGUGUACCGUUGAUUUUAUAUUAUGGUCCGUCGCAUGCUAAAACCACAUAGAGAUUUAUCCCCUUAUUCAUAGAAACUGAAACGUCGUACAAAAAUAUUAACAAUCACCUUCAAAAAGUACGCAAUUCGGUUGUUUUUUUUUAAGUUUCUUACUUGGUCUGGGUAAUGUAUAGCAAUAUGUAUAUAUUUUAGUUACAAUGUCUAUAUACUGGUCCAAUAAUGAAUACAUUAAAAGUCUUUUAAUUGUCUAGACUUUUAACAUAUUCGAAAAUAUAUAUCCGACCGAUAUGGGCGAUAUCGAAAUGGGUGAUGACCAUUUUACCGCCAUCAAUGUCCAGAGAAACCCAAUAUAUAGAUAUCGGAUCGGUAUUACCCAUACCUGUUAUCUCGUAGCACCGUUAGUUUUAUAUAUAUAUAUAUAUAUAUAUAUAUAUAUAUAUAUAUAUAUAUAUCGACAUCGCUAGCGAGUCCGUGAGACAGAAGAAUAGCAACGUCGGAUGACUCAUUCCAACUCACGGACUCGCUAACGAUGUCGAUUCUAUCGACGAAUUCGCUUGCCACUUGUCUAGAGGCCCAGGUAUGUACUUGUAACUAAUACAGUGCUAAAUUUAUUGGUAUCCUCUAUAAGUUACUAAGCCAUUCGUGUUUCAACCGUGAAGCAGUUGUGUUUGCAUGGCUGUGUUUCGAUUUGAAGGGUGGGAUAUGGCGUGAAUUUACUGAGUACAGAGGAAUAACACCCGAGUCCUCAGGAAUGGCAACGCAUGGGGGGUAUCAUGAGCAAAACAGUAUACUCUAUUAUGUCCACGGUACUGCUCAUGUCUAUAGGCGACGGUUACCACUUUUCAUCAGGUGGGCCGUCAACUUGUUUGCCAUUCUAAGUUGUAUAAAAAAAAAAUCUAAGCUGGAGUGCAAAGGGUUUCUUACGUAGGACGUACGUUCUAUAUUUUAGCUUUAUUUUCUGAUACUAAACUAAUAUACAAUUCAGUAUUUGUAUUCCUUGUUCACAAUUCUUUUUGUAAACGAUUAGUACAAAAAUUUAGUACCAUUUUAAUUUUGUAACGAUGGAGACUACCAUUUUUCUUUGCAGAGCAACAAAAGCACUUUUUUUUUAUAUCUAUAUAAGUGGUCACGCAAUAUUUAGGUACAAUGCCUGUCUAUACAACAUCUCAAUUCAUAGUCAUCUCAUACUAUUUUUAUAUUGAUCCGUGUGUGGCGCUAGUGUGCGAUGGCCCUACAGAUUGUGAUUAUUUAUUUGUAAAUAGAUCGUUCCUAUCCAUCAGCCAUGUUGAAUUUAUUUUUGUUAUGUUUAGUAACAGGUUUUAUGUUAAUGAUUAUGUGAUACAUUGAAAUAAAUUUAAUUACGACACAUU
Messenger RNA from Galleria mellonella (greater wax moth), 10432 nucleotides. RefSeq lists its product as uncharacterized. Gene Ontology annotation, biological process: protein phosphorylation; cellular response to growth factor stimulus; BMP signaling pathway. Gene Ontology annotation, molecular function: ATP binding; transforming growth factor beta receptor activity. Gene Ontology annotation, cellular component: signaling receptor complex; plasma membrane. NCBI's taxonomy places the organism in Eukaryota, Metazoa, Arthropoda, Insecta, Lepidoptera, Pyralidae. The record is from RefSeq and is a predicted model, not a curated record.